AUGUUCAACCUAACAUUAAUACUCGCCUUACUGCUCGUCUCAAUUAGCCCUGCAUCUGCUAAGUCACUUCAGAAAAGAAUGCUUAUCUACAACUGUGAUGGUGUGCAUUUUGACCGAGCCCAAAUCAUGCAAGCCGAUCCAGUGCACUGUGUGUCUCCCAUAGAUGAUCCCGGGCAUGGGGCCUACCGAAAACAGUCUAAGCAAGUCAAAGAUUAUAGCAAUCUUCGGGCACGAAAAGAGACCAUAAUCUGUCCAUUAUACAGAUCUACAAGAAUUGAUUACGGUGACUACAUCGAUAGAAAAUACUCCGUUACCUUCUCAUGGACACCGGGCACUCAUAAUUGUAAAAUCAUUGACGUCAACUUUAUCGACGAGUACAAUCAGCGUAUAAAGUGUGAUAUCAGGAACGAGGCUGCUUCCUUUCGCAUGCCUGAACCCAGAAUAUCAUCUACUCACUUCCGUGCUGAAACAGACUUUUCGGGCGCACCUCCAGCUCGGGGCUUUGGCCUCAUUGAAGAUUGA
Blumeria graminis f. sp. triticale is the source of this 522-nucleotide messenger RNA. The record is from the annotation of a GenBank genome assembly. NCBI's taxonomy places the organism in Eukaryota, Fungi, Ascomycota, Leotiomycetes, Helotiales, Erysiphaceae.